This is a messenger RNA of Apus apus (common swift), 4054 nucleotides long. It is a transcript of the gene MORC2, whose product is annotated as MORC family CW-type zinc finger 2. Gene Ontology annotation, molecular function: zinc ion binding. The record is from RefSeq and is a predicted model, not a curated record. Gene Ontology annotation, cellular component: nucleus. The coding region runs from base 342 to 3242 and encodes 966 amino acids. Lineage: Eukaryota; Metazoa; Chordata; Aves; Apodiformes; Apodidae. The transcript is spliced from 26 exons.
GGGUGCUGCUUAUAAACGGUGGCAGUUAAGAGGCUAAAAACUAAACAUGGCUUUUGGAAUUGUGCAGAAGCGGCACAUGGAUAAAUGAUUUUAGCAUUGAGCAUGGAAGGUGGUGUGAUACAGUGCUGGCAGAAGACUCUUUCUCUGGGUUAGGAGCAGUUGCACCUUUUGAAAGUCUCCCAGGAUCUGGAAGCUGCUUCUUGUCAGAAACAACCUCUGCAAAAACUACCCAUGAGUUCUUGUUUGGUGCCCUUGCUGAACUUGUAGAUAAUGCCAGAGAUGCAGAUGCUACAAGAAUAGAUAUUUACACUGAACAACGGGAAGACCUACGAGGUGGAUUCAUGCUCUGUUUUUUGGAUGAUGGAACAGGAAUGGAUUCAAAUGAAGCUGCCAGUGUUAUUCAGUUUGGUAAAUCAGCCAAGCGAUCACCUGAGUCAACUCAAAUUGGGCAGUACGGGAACGGCUUGAAAUCGGGUUCCAUGCGGAUUGGGAAAGAUUUCAUCAUGUUCACGAAGAAGGACAACACCAUGACUUGCCUCUUCUUGUCAAGGACAUUCCAUGAGGAAGAAGGCAUCGACGAGGUAGUUGUUCCCCUGCCCACCUGGAACGCAUGCAGCCAGGAGCCUCUGACUGACAACGCAGAGAAGUUUGCUAUUGAGACGGAGAUCAUUUACAAGUAUUCCCCUUUCAAAUCAGAACAGGAAGUGAUGGAGCAGUUUAGUAAGAUCCGUGGUAAGAAAGGCACCCUGGUGAUCAUCUUUAACCUCAAACUAAUGGAUAAUGGAGAACCAGAGCUGGAUGUGACUUCUGACCCCCGAGACAUUCAGAUGGCAGAAACAUCCCCAGAGGGAACAAAGCCUGAGCGCCGCUCCUUCCGUGCCUAUGCUGCUGUGCUUUAUAUUGAUCCCAGAAUGAGAAUCUUCAUAAAUGGACACAAAGUACAAACCAAGCGACUUUCCUGCUGCCUGUACAAGCCAAGGAUGUACAAAUAUACUUCAAACCGUUUCAAGACCCGUGCAGAACAAGAGGUGAAGAAAGCAGAGCACAUGGCCAGGAUAGCGGAGGAGAAGGCUCGUGAGGCAGAGAGUAAAGCCCGUGCCCUUGAGCUGCGCCUGGGAGGGGAUCUCACACGGGAGUCCAGGGUGAUGCUACGUCAGGUCCAAAACUCUGCAAUAACAACGCGCCGGGAGGCUGAUGUCAAGAAAAGGAUCAAGGAUGCAAAGCAGAGGGCACUGAAGGAGCCCAAAGAAUUGAGUUUUAUCUUUGGUGUAAACAUUGAGCAGCGUGAACUGGAUGGCAUGUUCAUUUAUAACUGCAGUAGACUGAUCAAGAUGUAUGAGAAGGUGGGCCCACAACUGGAAGGUGGCAUGGCAUGUGGUGGAGUGGUAGGCGUUGUGGACGUGCCCUACUUGGUUCUGGAACCAACCCAUAAUAAACAAGACUUCGCUGAUGCCAAAGAGUAUCGACACUUGCUGAAAGCCAUGGGAGAGCAUUUGGCUCAGUAUUGGAAGGAUGUUGCUAUAGCCCAGAGAGGUAUUGUCAAGUUCUGGGAUGAAUUUGGGUAUUUGUCAGCAAACUGGAACCAGCCUCCAUCUAGUGAACUGCGCUACAAACGCCGGAGAGCCAUGGAGAUCCCUACCACAAUUCAGUGCGAUGUAUGUUUGAAAUGGAGGACUCUCCCAUUCCAGCUGAGUUCAGUGGAGAAGAAUUACCCUGAUAGCUGGGUGUGCUCCAUGAACCCUGAUCCUGAACAAGACAGAUGUGAAGCACCAGAGCAGAAGCAGAAGGUACCACUGGGAACUCUGAAGAAAGACUUGAAAUCACAGGAGGAAAAGCAGAAACAACUGACAGACAAAAUUCGCCAGCAGCAGGAAAAGCUGGAAGCUCUACAGAAAACCACUCCAAUCCGAUGUCAAGCUGACUUGAAGAAGCUGCCUCUGCAAGUGACCACACGGCCUGCAAGGGAGAACGCCCAGUCACAGACCCGACCACAGCGCCCACGAUCUCCACCUUUACCUGAUGUAAUCAAGAAUGCUCCCAGCAGACCACCACCACCUUCACCUCUUCCCAAGUCCAUCAGUCAGCUGAAAAAGAGCUCUUCAGCUUGGCCAGAUAUCAGCACUCCCAAACUGGCAAUCGCGCUCUCCAAAGAGGAGGCCAGCACUUCCAGGACAUACCAGCACAAAGUAACAGAUGGGAAGUUUAAUAGCACUUUAAAAACUCUUGCCAAACCAGCUACAACAAUGAAGCCACCCUGUACUGUCCUGCAGAACCCCAAAAGUUCACGUGAGACACCCAGUUCAAAAGCUCCCAAGGUGCCUGCACUAAAGAAAUCUGCGACUGUCAAAUGCCCACAGGCCUCUACCACCAGGAAGAGGACCUUGAACAAUGCCACAGAGGAUGGGUCUGAGGAAGAGGGGGAACACAAGAAGAAGACAAAACGAGGCAAAUUUGUGGCAGUGAAAGAGGAGAAAAAGGAUUCCAGUGAGGUGGUGGUAGAGCUCACUGACAGUGCUGGGGAAGAAGAGCUGGCAGAACUGAAGAAAGCUCAGAAAGAUAAAGGGCUGCAUGUGGAAGUGCGUGUGAACAAGGAGUGGUUCACAGGCCGUGUCACAGCUGUGGAGACCGGCAAGCGUGCGGUACGCUGGAAAGUGAAGUUUGACUAUGUUCCUACAGACACCACACCAAGGGAUCGUUGGGUAGAGAAGGGCAGCGAAGAUGUGAGGUUGAUGAAGCCUCCCUCCCCUGAGUACCAGGCUCCAGAUACACAGCAGGAAGAGGAAGUUGUUGUGGCUGAACCUUCUAUGUCAGACUGUGUCAGAAUUGAACCUGACACCACAGGUCCCAGCAGCAGCCAAGAAACAGUAGACUUACUAGUUCAGAUCCUUCGAAAUUGUUUGCGGUACUUCUUACCUCCGAAUUUUCCUAUCUCCAAGAAAGAGCUGAGUUCCAUGAGCUCAGAAGGAUUGUUGGCAUUUCCCUUGAAAGAAUAUUUCAAACAGUAUGAGGUAGGCCUGCAGAACCUGUGCAAUUCAUACCAGACACGUGCUGAUGCCCGGGCCAAAGCCUGUGAAGAAAACUUCCGUGACUCAGAGAGAAAGCUGAAGGAAACAGAGGAGAAACUGCAGAAGCUGAGGACUAACAUAGUGGCCCUUCUGCAGAAAGUGCAGGAGGAUAUUGAUAUUAAUACAGAUGAUGAACUGGAUGCAUAUAUCGAGGACCUGAUCACGAAAGGAGAUUGAGCAGCCCUAGAGAAGUCCUAGAGAAGUACAGAGGAGCUGGUUGCUGCGAUGGGAGAUGUGGAUUCCUGCCGUGGAGGACUGUGAUAGCUGAUGAGGAGAGAAGGUUUUUAGACAGUACUUCAGUUUUGUUGGUGUACAGCUUAUUCCUGUGACUUUACAUUAAAAAGACAUUUGUGCUGUUGGCAGGAGAAUUUUUAACAUUGUAGUUCUCUGAAUCUCUUCCCUUUGUUUAUAAAUAUUUAUUUUUAAAAGAAAUAGGAACUCUGCCUGACAGGAUGGUAGAGUUGCUGUGUAUUUAGUGACAUUAAAGUGUUUUUUUGCAUCUGGGAUAUAUUAAUAUGCUAAACUUGGAAGACCAGAACAUCCUGCCUAGCAGGUUGUCUUAAGUAAGAACCUGGCAGCAUCUUAAAAAUAAGCCUCGAGUUACAGAAGAGUGGGGUCAGUACUUACACUUCCAAGAUACUGAACUUGGACUAGAGAAAGCGCAGUUAGGAAUCUGAGCUUCAUAGUCGAGAUCAAAACACAGUCCCUGUGUGAGCAUGAGUGGAGGGGGUGAAAUCUUGGUUGUUCUGAGGAAGUUGGUGGCAGGGGAUUGCCAGUGCAGUGAGAUUCCCAGACACGAGGUCUCCAUAAGCAGGUGAAGUUGUCACCGUUUAGAAGAGGAUGACUUGAGGUGCUUGCAGUAGGCUGUGAUUGUCUGAGACAGAAAGCGGAAGUUGAGAUUUUGCUGCUGUUUCUUUGAGACCAAAUUGCAAUGACAGAAUAACUCCUUUACCAGCUGAAAAUAAAGUGACCCUCUGUUCUGUUGUCAA